Molecule: messenger RNA, 1458 nt
Organism: Nelumbo nucifera (sacred lotus)
Lineage: Eukaryota; Viridiplantae; Streptophyta; Magnoliopsida; Proteales; Nelumbonaceae
Product: alpha/beta-Hydrolases superfamily protein
Source: RefSeq, a predicted model, not a curated record
CUUCUCGUUCUAUAAAAACCCCGCGAAAUGCGCGGUUUCAGAGUUCGUUCGCUCGUGUCGCCAUGGAAGGGGUUCAGGUGGAAGAGCUAACCUCCGGUGCGAGCGGGCGAAUUAUACCAGUUUUCAGGGAUCUUCGAAGAACUGUGCUUUCAUGGAGGUCCCUCAGGCGUGUUUUCAUCUUCAUUCAGUCCAUUUUUCUGUGGUUUCUUCUGCUCUUGCGUCGAAAUCGCGUCUCUUCGUCGUCAUCCUCCUCCUCUUCUUCGUCUUCUUCCAAAUCGUCGAGGCGAAUAUCGGUUUUUAGGAGAGAUGAAGAGGACGCUUUAAGGCGGAGAGCGUUGGCUGAGAAAUUGGUUAUGUUUUCCGGAACGGAAGAGGAAAAUGUUUGCCAUUGGAGUACGUCGGUGUUCCAUGGAACCAGAAGCAACGAUUUAUUCUUUCGGUCAUGGUUUCCUGUCUCUGGGGAAAUGAAGGGCAUCGUGAUCAUUAUACAUGGGCUUAAUGAGCAUGGUGGAAGAUAUGCUCAUUUUGCAAGGCAACUUACUUCAAGAAAAUUUGGAGUCUAUGCAAUGGAUUGGAUAGGACAUGGUGGAAGCGAUGGAUUGCAUGGAUAUGUACCUUCACUUGAUCAUGUUGUUGAUGACACUGGUGCUUUCUUGGAGAAAAUUAGAGCGGAGAAUCCUGGAGUACCAUGUUUUCUUUUUGGUCAUUCAACUGGCGGAGCUAUUGUUUUAAAGGCAGCUUCAUAUCCUCACGUUGAAAACAUGCUAGAGGGAAUUAUACUGACUUCUCCAGCUUUGCGUGUCAAACCAGCACAUCCAAUUGUUGGGGCUAUAGCUCCUAUAUUUUCUCUUGUGGCUCCCAAGUUUCAAUUCAAAGGUGCCAACAAGAGAGGUAUUCCAGUUUCACGGGAUCCUGCUGCUAUGGUAGCCAAGUACACAGACCCACUGGUCUACACUGGACCCAUUAGGGUUCGAACAGGCCAUGAAAUCCUUCGCAUCUCCUCUUACUUGAUGCAGAAUAUAAAAUCUGUCACAGUCCCAUUCCUGGUCCUCCAUGGAACAGCUGAUAAGGUGACUGAUCCCCUUGCCUCACAGGACUUGUAUAACAAUGCAGCAUCAAAGUUCAAAGACAUUAAGCUCUAUGAUGGCUUCUUACAUGACCUUCUAUUUGAGCCGGAGCGUGAAGAGAUAACGGGAGAUAUCAUCAAUUGGAUGGAGAAGAAGUUACAAGCACGACCAAAUCUGGGAAAGGUCAAGUAUUGGUGAAUAUCACAAAAUGAAAUUUCUAUUUACCCAUUGCUUGGGAGGAUGAUUUGCACUGAAAAAUGAAGUCAAAUUCAUCUGACCCAUAGCAUUUAAACCACGAUAUAGGAAUUGAAGCUUGUAUAUAUUACUAAAUAUUAUUUAUGCUAGCUUUUUGCUUAGUUAAAUGAAAUUCACCUUUUUGCUUAUUGUUUAA